GAGUGUGAGUGGAGGGGGGUAGAAGCAACAGCCGGAAGAGGAUUGUAGGAUUAUGUGUGUACGUUAUCAGUGGGGGAGGGGGAGGAGUAUCAGGGUGAGGUAUUAAAGCUAGAGUGGAGUAGAUGGAGGGAGUGGACGGACCAGAACUGGACACAUGUCCACAUCUGUGUUUACGACCCAGCCCUGUAUCUCUGUUUGCCUUUUCCAAACUUUUAAACACCAACUUCCUGUUACAAUUCCAUCUUCUCUUUUUUCCCACUUCCCUCUUCAAAUCCAACAUCUCCUGAUCCCACGUCUUUGUUGUUCUCUUUGUGUCUGUCUGUCCGGCUCCUUCUCCCCUGUACUUUUUCUGUCUCUGCGCGUGUGUUUUGUUGAAAUUUAGAGCAGAGGUUAGGAGGAGACUGAAGGACAGAGUUGCAGAACUGCCGGUGGUUGGUCUCCCAGUGGUUAGUCUUAGCAUAUUUGUGGUACCAGGCGACAAGAAAGACGGUUUUGGCGAUGGUCGCGGCUGUGGAGGAUUCUUGUCCCAGUGGGACACGAGAAAAGGAGGAGGUGACGCCGACCAGACAGUCUGGAGAGAAGGGGUCAGGAGAUGGACAGACCACACAGGGAACAGAUGCGACUGGAGCCAUGCAGCAGGUGGCGGAUAAUGUGGGUGAGACGCCCAACUCCACGGGGGCCAAAGACAUCGACCUGCUCUUCCUGCGCGGGAUCAUGGAAAGUCCCAUUGCUCCGGAGCAGCAGGAGGAAGUAAAGCUGGAGGCGGUGCAGGACAACAACGUGGAGCUGGUGACGGAGAUCCUGGGAGACAUCAGCGGCCUGAAGGUCAGAGAUGACAGCGCGGCCGAACUGUCCAAGAUCCUGCAGGAGCCGCACUUUCAGUCUCUUCUAGAGGCACAUGACAUGGUGGCUUCCAAAUGCUUCGAAGUCCCGCCCCCUCCUGAGAUGGCCAAUGACGCAGCUGUGAACAACGCCCUGAUGCAGGCUGAUGCCGUGCGCAUGAUUGGCAUCCGAAAGAAGGCCGGAGAGCCGCUGGGUGUGACCUUUCGGGUGGAGAAAGACGACCUGGUCAUCGCCAGAAUCCUGCACGGUGGAAUGAUUGACAGGCAGGGUCUGCUCCACGUGGGCGACAUCAUUAAGGAAGUGAAUGGCAAAGAUGUGGGCAACAACCCCACGGAGCUGCAGGAGAUGCUGAAAGACUGCAGCGGAGGCAUCACUCUCAAAAUCCUCCCCAGCUACAGGGACGCUCCGGCUCCCCCUCAGGUCUAUGUGAGGCCGUACUUCGACUACAACCCAGCAAACGACAACCUCAUCCCCUGUCGGGAGGCCGGCAUGAGCUUCACGAGGGGAGACAUCCUUCAGAUUGUCAACAGAGAAGAUCCAAACUGGUGGCAGGCGUGUCACAUGGUGGGCGGAGCCACUGGACUGAUACCCAGUCAGUUUCUGGAGGAGAAGAGGAAAGCCUUUGUCCCUCGAGACUUUGAUGGGUCAGGCAUCCUUUGUGGCACAAUAGCAGCAAAGAAGAAGAAGAAGAUGAUGUACCUCACAGCCAAGAAUGCUGAGUUUGACCGACACGAGCUGCAGAUCUAUGAAGAAGUGGCAAAGGUGCCGGCGUUCCAGAGGAAAACACUGGUUCUCAUCGGUGCUCAAGGUGUGGGUCGGCGCAGCCUGAAGAACCGGCUCAUGGUCCUACAACCCACACUGUUUGGCACCACCAUACCAUACACUUCCCGACGUCCCCGCGACGACGAGCUGGACGGGAACACCUACCAUUUCACCAGCAGGACGGAGAUGGAGGUGGACGUGAAGGCCGGACGUUUCCUGGAACACGGAGAAUAUGACGGGAACCUGUACGGAACCAAGAUCGAGUCCAUCCACGAGGUGGUGGCCACGGGACGCACGUGUAUUUUAGAUGUCAACCCGCAGGCCUUGAAGGUACUGAAGACAGCAGAGUUCAUGCCGUAUGUGGUGUUCAUAGCGGCCCCUGACUUUGACACGCUCAAGGCCAUGCACAAAGCUGUGGUGGACGCCGGCAUCACCACCAAGCAGCUCACGGAUGUGGACCUGAGGAAGACGGUGGACGAGAGCGCCCGCAUCCAGAGGGCUUACAGCCACUACUUUGACCUGACCAUCGUCAAUGACAACCUGGACAAGGCCUUUGAGACGUUACAGGCCUCUGUGGACAAACUGUGCAGUGAACCCCAGUGGGUCCCAGUGAACUGGGUUUACUGAGAACCAACACCAGCAGCAGCAGCAGCAGCAGCUCCACUGAUUGGGUGUCAGCAUGUGCGUGCGUUUGUGACCACAAAGGCCAAAGAAGAGAAGAGUGUGAAAACACUUCUGCAAUAACAUCAAUAACGAUAUGACAAAAAAAAAAAAAAAAAAUUCCCAACAGCUCUGUCUCCUCUCGGGCCUCCACCUUGCA
Molecule: messenger RNA, 2425 nt
Organism: Cynoglossus semilaevis (tongue sole)
Lineage: Eukaryota; Metazoa; Chordata; Actinopteri; Pleuronectiformes; Cynoglossidae
Gene: pals2b
Product: protein associated with LIN7 2, MAGUK p55 family member b
Exons: 12
Coding region: 499-2232 (577 amino acids)
Molecular function (GO): protein binding
Source: RefSeq, a predicted model, not a curated record